Caretta caretta (loggerhead turtle) is the source of this 4985-nucleotide messenger RNA. It is a transcript of the gene GALNT4, whose product is annotated as polypeptide N-acetylgalactosaminyltransferase 4. Gene Ontology annotation, biological process: protein O-linked glycosylation. Gene Ontology annotation, cellular component: Golgi apparatus. The record is from RefSeq and is a predicted model, not a curated record. Gene Ontology annotation, molecular function: polypeptide N-acetylgalactosaminyltransferase activity. NCBI's taxonomy places the organism in Eukaryota, Metazoa, Chordata, Testudines, Cheloniidae.
UCCGCACAGGAGGCGGGGAGCGGGCGGGCGCGCGGGGUUGGGAAGCAGCUUCGUUGUUUUUUUGCUGCUCCGCAUCCCCGCUCCGGACGAUAUCCGGGAAGAGGACCUGCCGCAACCCAGCCGACCCCUCCCCAGCAGCCUGGGCCCGGAACUGCUGCCUCCCCGCGGAGGCAGCGCUGCAGUAACUUACAGCUCUCCCUGCCCGUUUUAAUCGCUUGCAAUGAGGAUCCAUCUGGCCAGAAGAUGGACUUGGCUGGGCAGAAGCUGCCUGUUGCUUGGCCUCUUGAUGAUUGCUUACUUCGUAGUGGAGCUGUGUGUUUCUACCUUCCAUGCCUCCUUCACCGGAGACAGCGUCACCAAUGGGAGAUGGGAGAGGCACUUUUCUGACAGACCAGAAAAAGCAGAGGAUUUGGCUCGUCCAGUUUAUGAAAAAUCCCCUCCUGAUUCUUCUGCGCUAGGAGAAUGGGGUAAAGCCUCUCGUCCACAGUUGACACCUGAGGAAAAGAAACUAGAAGAAGAGCUGAUUGAAAAAUAUGCAAUUAAUAUUUAUUUGAGUGACAAAAUAUCUCUGCAUCGUCACAUACAGGACAAUCGAAUGUAUGAAUGUAAAGACAAAUCUUACAACUAUAGAAAACUUCCAACUACAUCCGUUAUAAUUGCUUUCUAUAAUGAAGCUUGGUCAACCUUACUGCGGACAAUUCACAGCGUUCUUGAAACAUCUCCUGCAGUACUUCUAAAAGAGAUUAUACUAGUGGAUGACUUGAGCGAUAAAAUAUAUCUGAAGGCUGAACUUGAAAAGUACAUUAGUAACCUGAAAAGAGUUCGUUUGAUAAGAACCAGCAAACGAGAAGGACUGGUUCGUGCACGCUUAAUUGGAGCUACCUUUGCUACUGGUGAUGUCCUCACAUUCCUAGACUGUCAUUGUGAGUGUAACUCUGGUUGGCUGGAACCACUUUUAGAGAGGAUUGUUGAGAAUGAGACUGUGAUCGUUUGUCCUGUUAUAGAUACCAUUGAUUGGAAUACAUUUGAAUUCUACAUGCAGAUGGGGGAGCCCAUGAUCGGGGGAUUUGACUGGCGAUUGACAUUUCAGUGGCAUUCUGUACCUGAACACGAACGUCAAAGAUGGAAAUCUAAAACUGACCCCAUUAGAUCCCCAACUAUGGCUGGUGGGCUAUUUGCAGUUAGUAAGAAAUAUUUUGAGUAUCUUGGUACAUAUGACACAGGGAUGGAUGUCUGGGGUGGGGAGAAUUUAGAACUAUCAUUUAGGGUGUGGCAGUGUGGCGGCACGUUGGAGAUCCAUCCUUGUUCCCAUGUAGGCCAUGUGUUUCCAAAGCGGGCUCCAUAUGCGAGGCCAAAUUUCCUUCAGAACACAGCACGUGCUGCUGAAGUGUGGAUGGAUGAGUAUAAAGAACAUUUUUACAAUAGAAAUCCUCCAGCAAGAAAAGAAAAUUAUGGUGAUAUUUCUGAAAGAAAACUACUAAGAGAGCGUUUGAAAUGUAAGAGUUUUGACUGGUAUUUGAAAAAUAUUUUUUCCAACUUACAUGUACCAGAGGAUCGUCCAGGCUGGCAUGGAGCUAUCCACAGUAUGGGAAUAUCAUCAGAAUGUCUAGACUACAAUUCACCUGAACAUAAUCCUACUGGGACUCAUGUGUCUCUCUUUGGAUGUCAUGGUCAAGGAGGCAAUCAGUUCUUUGAAUAUACAUCGAGUAAAGAAAUUAGGUUUAACUCUGUGACUGAACUGUGUGCUGAAGUCCCUGAACAAAAGGAUUUCAUUGGCAUGAGGAACUGCCCAAAAGAUAGAUCCCCUAUCCCAGAAAAUAUCAUAUGGCAUUUUAAAGAGGAUGGGACUAUUUAUCAUCCUCAUUCAGGAAAGUGCCUUAGUGCUUAUCGUACUUCUGAGGGUCGGCCUGAUGUGCAAAUGAGGACUUGUAAUGCUGCAGAUAAAAAUCAAAUUUGGAAGUUUGAGAAAUAAAAUGGCCAUUGAUGAUAGUUAUUAUCUGAAGAACUUCAGAGUAAAUUAGUGGCUAGCUAUGAUUUGAUACAUGAAUUUCCUCUGAGAGCCUUCCCUGUAGUAGUUUAGGAACUGAAUCUCCUAUGCUGAAGUGUACGAAAGUGGGUUGGCAAAUACUGGGAAUUAAUGUUUAAAAGUGCCUUUGUACUGACUUAAGGUUUUUAUUUUUGUAGGGUCUUGAUUCAUUAUUGCUCACAUUUCAGUUUAUAUUUUAGUUUUAGGAAAAACAUGACCUGUUUUAGACCUGAAGAGUUCUUACAUCAAGUGAAAGAAAAUCUAUGUUACUUUAGAUUAAGGUUAAGAAUUUAAAUCUAGAGAAGUUAAGGUUCUCACAGCAAUGUUUACUUAGCUAUAUUGCAGAUAUGUAUUAUGACAUAAAUUCACAGAAUAAAUAAUACAGUAGUACAUGGCUGAGUUAACAUUGGUGUUGGAAGUAGAACCUUAAUCCUUAGUCCGUUGUAUAAUCAUCCAGGUGUUUACUUUAUUGGGGAUCUGCCAACUCCUAAGGGUUUUGAAGAGGUCAUAUUAUUUUUAAAGGAAUGAAAGUUUCUAUUGCCUAACUACGUGGAAGACAGGAAACAUUAGGACUGGCCAGGCUUCAUUCCUUAAUUCAUAUCCCCCUCCACAUGUGAACACCUCUUCAGUCUUGCCCUAGUUCCUGAAAGCAAUUUGAUUCUUCAACACCUGCCCCGCCCACCCUAAUGCUAGAGGUAGUGGAACUAGAAAGAUGGGCUAGCAGUAUGAGAAUGUUAGCCAGGUGGAGUUUGGGGGGUGGGAAGGGGAUGGUUAGGGGUGGGAGACUAUUGAGUGUGUGGCUGGCGAGCCCAAAAUAGUGGGUAAGAACCUGGUGCAUUUAUCUUGAGUGUGAGAGAGAAAAGGAUGGGUGUCAUGUUGAUAUUUGUCUCUCAUCUUUGAAUUCUCAGAACUAGUAUGCACAUUCUGAGUGCUCUAAGCAGUAGCUAGCACUCAAUUUCUGGACAUUUGUUUAUAUUCUCAAAACUACCAUUAUGUUUACAUAAUCUUUUGCAUUCUUUCUUGUGUUUUUUUUUUUCAUAUAUGUAAUAUUUUAUAUACCAGUAUGUUAGGAGGUAAAGAGGUGCUGUGUGGAUAACAACAUUAAGGCAGUGGUUCUCCACCUAUUUACUGUUGUGGGAUGCAUAUGCAGCUCUCUAUGUGUUAUGUGGGCCACAUUCACUCAAUAUGUAUAUGGCCUGUGUGGCCCUGAGGAUGUCAUAUGGGCUGCAACUGUGUACUGAUUGGACCUGCAGGCUGCAGGUUGAGAACCAUUGCACUAAGGUGUUUGUUUAAAUGUGUGACCAUAGAUAGGAUGAUCAAAUAAAGUUUCUUAGGUGUGUGAUCAUUGGAUUGCAUAUUCUAGAAAAAGUACAAUGCCAGUACCAAGUGUUUUGGGGCCUCUACAUGAUUCUUCUAGGCACUGGCUUAAGCUUUGGCAAAUCCAGGGGUUUUUUUUUCGUUCUGUAUUCAUCUUGUGCUGUCUAUCAGUAGCCACCAUAUACCAAAUCUUGAUCUUGGACUGACAGCUCUUACCUUCAGAUAGAGAGCCACAAAUUAAUGACAGAAAGUGAACAUAAAAAUCUGGGGAAGGUCUAGUGGGAUAUAGUAGGUGGUGUUGGUUCAUUACUCCAGGGCUAGGCAGAAGGGAAAGGAGAUGGCUGUUUGGAGGGAGAAAGUGGGGUCGUAAAAGGGCUAGGGACUUUCUAGAAAUAAUGAGGCAAGAAGGAAAAGGAUGUGUGUUCAGAGGUAUUUCUAAGAAUUUGUGAAGGAUUGGAGGGAGGAAGGGAAAGAAGUGACCAGCAAGCUGGGGCAAGAGUUGCUAGGAUGGAAGAGUGACUAGAUGAGGAAGGUUUCAGAGCAGCAGCCAUGUUAGUCUGUAUUCGCAAAAAGAAAAGGAGUACUUGUGGCACCUUAGUCUCUAAGUCACCUUAGUCUCCACAAGUACUCCUUUUCUUUUUAGAUGAGGAAGAUUCUGGAUUAGGGGUGUAGUGCAGGGCCAUACUAAAAAUGAUUGCCACUAUGUGGUGCUGGGCAUUAUAAGUCUCUGUAAUUUAUUUUAACAUGACUAAUUUGAAAUCUGAUUUGUAUAAAUUGAUACAGAAUAAGGGAAUUGUCACAUUAUAUUGAUCAGCAAGGCAGUCUUUUGCACAUUCCACCAAACCUGACGUGCCAAGGAAUACCUCUGCAUUCCUCUGUAGACCUACUACUUUGAGAGACUACAGCCCAUGACAUGCUGAAAGAGCAAGCUUUAUAUGGUCAUAUGCAUUUGUGAAAGCCUUACCAUAAAUAAAUUUGUUUGAGCAUGCACACUUCCAAACGAAUUCAUGCUUGCAUAGGCAUCUACCUUGUAUGCCAUGCAUACUUACUGUAUUGAGGGAAAUGAAGUAUUGUGCAUGCAGACUAUGCAAUUUUUAUUCAAUUCUAACAUUUAUUAUUUUUUAAAAACCUAGCAAACAGUGUGUUCCUUUUGGAGGACUAUUUUAUGAAUUGGAAAUUUAAAAAUAACUUGUUGGGCUGUCUGAGCAGAAAAUAAGAAUGAACAAGUUUCUUAAAUAUUACACUUUUUUCAAGGCACUUAUAACUGACAAACAAUUCAAGAGAACUUUCUUAUCCCAUAUUUCAGGUUUUUUAAACAGAAAAAUAAGACUAAGAAUGUAACACUUCUGCCCAAUAGAAGCAAUUUUUAUAAUAUUAUAAAGAUCUGAUAAUAGGAACUUGGAAAUGGCAAUCUCAACCAUAAUUGAAGCAUUGCUACUGUAAUCUUUUAAUUCUGUGUACGGAUUUCUGGAAAAUCUGAAACUCUCCGAAACAAAGGUAUAAAUAUAUCUAUUUUUAAUUCUAUCAGUUUUAUGAGAAUUUUGGGGAAAAUAAAAUUACUGUAUGUGGAUUUUAAACUACUGAUUUUAAAUGAUAAAAGGAACUAUGUAAAUUUAACAUUGAUUAAAUGUAAGCUUUUUGU